AUGGGCGGCCAACUGUCCAAGAUGAUGGGCAAGAUCUUCGGAUCAAAAGAGAUGCGCCUGCUCAUGCUCGGCCUCGACGCCGCCGGCAAGACAACCAUCCUCUACAAGCUCAAGCUCGGCCAGGACGUCACCACCAUCCCCACCGUCGGCUUCAACGUCGAGACUGUCACCUACAAGAAUGUAAAGUUCAACGUCUGGGAUGUCGGUGGCCAGGACAAGAUCAGACCUCUGUGGAGGCACUACUUUAGCGGUACCCAGGGUCUCAUCUUCGUCAUCGACUCGUCGGAUCGCAAGCGUAUCGAGGAGGCAAAGACGGAGCUCCACCGCAUCAUCAACGACCGCGAGAUGAAGGACAGCCUGUUGCUCGUGUUUGCCAACAAGCAGGACAUUUCUGGAGCCAUGAAGCCUCAAGAGGUCACCGACGCCCUGCAGCUCUCGAAACUCAAGGACAAGGUCUGGUACGUCGUGCCCAGCUGCGCGACCACUGGCGAGGGCCUGCUCGAGGGUCUCCAGUGGCUCUCGACGAAUGUCAAGGCCCCGCCUGCGCCGGCCAAGAAGUAA
Microdochium trichocladiopsis is the source of this 561-nucleotide messenger RNA. Its product is annotated as ADP-ribosylation factor family protein. NCBI's taxonomy places the organism in Eukaryota, Fungi, Ascomycota, Sordariomycetes, Xylariales, Microdochiaceae. The record is from RefSeq and is a predicted model, not a curated record. The transcript has 3 exons. Gene Ontology annotation, biological process: intracellular protein transport; vesicle-mediated transport. Gene Ontology annotation, cellular component: cytoplasm. Gene Ontology annotation, molecular function: GTPase activity; GTP binding. The coding region runs from base 1 to 561 and encodes 186 amino acids.